CCUAACCAGUAACCACGAAGGUAGCGGUACCGCAACAAACCACCCGAAACUUCGUCUUCGCCUAUCCUCCUGCACUAGCAGUCUAGCACGCUCGCCUCGCCGUACCCUUGCCAUGAUGUCCUCGUCGCUACCCGCCGGCGACGCCGACGGCGACAUGGAGACGCUGCCCCUAGCCGCCGCCUCCGACUACGCCUCCACGGCCACCACCUUCGACCCCCUCCUCUCCACCUCGUCCCCCUCCCCUCCCACCCCUGCCGCCUUCCCCCUCUCCCGCGCUUCCUCCUCCUCCUUCGUCGAUCCCCCGUCCUAUGCCGACGUCGCUGCCUCCUCCCCGCGCUCCGCCUCCGUCUCCUCCUCCACCUCCCCGAGAUCCGCGCGCGCUGCGGCGUCCGAGUAUGCCCACAUCGCUGUCUCCGACCCGGAGACCGAGGCCGAGGCUGCUGCUACCUCCCUCGUCCCUGGAUCUGCCCCCACCUACAUCUCCUACCUCGUCACCAGUGCCCGCCGCUGCGACCACCGCCGCCACGCCGUCCGACGCCGCUUCCGCGACUUCAUCACCCUCGCCGACCGGCUCGCGGAAGCGUUCCGCGGCCACUUCGUGCCCCCGCGCCCCGACAAGAACACCGUCGAGAGCCAGGUCAUGCAGCGCGACGAGUUCGUGGCCCAGCGCCGCGCAGCGCUCGAGAGGUACCUGUGGCGUCUCGCCGAGCACCCCGCGAUCGGGGCCAGCGACGAGCUGCGCGUGUUUCUGCAGGCCGAGGGCAAGAUGCCACUACCGAGCAGCACCGACGUGGCCUCGCGGAUGCUCGAUGGCGCAGCGCGGCUGCCACGGCAGCUGCUCGGGGAAGAGACCGUGUCCCCGCCACAGGACGUCGUCCAGCCGGCCAAGGGCGGAAGGGACCUCCUGCGGAUAUUCAAGGAGCUAAAGCAGUCGAUGGUGACGGACUGGGGUGGCGUGAAGCCUCCUCUGGUGGAGGAGGACAAGGAGUUCCUGGAGAAGAAGCAAAAGCUGCAGGACUGGGAGCAGCAGCUCAGUAGCGCAUCACAGCAGGCUGAAGCACUUGUCAAGGCACAGCAAGAUAUGGGUGAAACAAUGGGUGCUCUUGGCUUGGCAUUCGUCAAACUUACAAAGUUUGAGACUGAGGAGGCUACAUAUGACUCUCAGAGGAUAAGAGCUGCUGACAGCAAACGUAUAGCAAUGGCAGCUGUCAAAGCUAGCAGGACAUGUCGAGAUUUGAAUACACAAACUGUUAAAUAUCUGGAUACUUUGCAUGAACAUUUGGGGAUAAUGCUGUCUGUCCAUACUGCAUUCUCUGAUCGGGCAAGUGCAUUAUUGACCGUGCAGACACUCAUGUCAGACCUUGCAUCAUUACAAUCAAGGAUUGAGAAACUCGAAGCUGCAUCAUCGAAAGUAUUUGGUGGUGAUAGAGCUAGGCUUCGGAAAGUUGAGGAGUUGAGGGAAACAAUAAGGGCUACUGAAGACGCUAAGUGCUGCGCAUUAAGAGAAUUUGAGAGAAUCAAGGAAAAUAACAAAAUUGAACUCAGCAGGUUAGACGAAGAAAGGAGAGAAGAUUUUCUGGAUAUGCUGAAAGGAUAUGUUAGAAGCCAGGCUGCAUAUGCAGAGAAAAUUGUGGACGGCUGGACGAUGGUGGCAGAGGAGACUAGCGGAUACGGGCGGAACUCUGAUGUCGUGUGAUCUUAGUCUGCCUUUGUUUGGACACAUGUAUGUACAAUGAUUUAGAAUGCAUUCCAGAUAGGAGUAGAAGAAACAUGAACCAAAUUCAAUUUGUUUUCCGCUAAUGUCGCAUGUUUUGCCUUACUAUUGCUUGCCAACUAUCUAUAUUGAUAAUUUGAUAGCAUCCACGUCCUACGAAUGGGCAAACCCCGCUGUCA
This is a messenger RNA of Brachypodium distachyon (stiff brome), 1893 nucleotides long. RefSeq names its product sorting nexin 2B. The record is from RefSeq and is a predicted model, not a curated record. Bases 113 to 1696 code for a protein of 527 amino acids. The transcript is spliced from 5 exons. Gene Ontology annotation, molecular function: phosphatidylinositol binding. NCBI's taxonomy places the organism in Eukaryota, Viridiplantae, Streptophyta, Magnoliopsida, Poales, Poaceae.